Molecule: messenger RNA, 6248 nt
Organism: Thalassophryne amazonica
Lineage: Eukaryota; Metazoa; Chordata; Actinopteri; Batrachoidiformes; Batrachoididae
Gene: iqgap2
Product: IQ motif containing GTPase activating protein 2
Exons: 38
Coding region: 222-5198 (1658 amino acids)
Biological process (GO): regulation of actin cytoskeleton organization; regulation of GTPase activity
Cellular component (GO): cytoplasm
Molecular function (GO): calmodulin binding; GTPase activator activity; actin filament binding
Source: RefSeq, a predicted model, not a curated record
GCUGCGCUCAAAGAAGUGCACAUCAUGUAGAUUUUGUGACGCAAGUGGCAGUCGUCGCUACUUAGGAAAAGUCUGAAGGUUGCCGUGUAUUUCUCCCCCUCAGUAGUAGCAGCUGCGCCCCUUGUUUUCCCGUCAGUAGACGCUGCGGGCUGCUCGGGUUCGCUGGUCGCUGAAGUUAUUUCCAGUUCAGACGAGUUCACAAGCAGAGGAAACGAGGCAGGAUGUACCAUGAAGAAACCACAACUUUACAAAAGCCGCGCUAUGGGACCAUUCAGGAUGAUGAGAGGCUAUCAGCAGAAGAAAUGGAUGAGAGGAGAAGGCAGAACAUUGCCUACGAGUACCUCUGUCACCUUGAGGAGGCCAAACAGUGGAUGGAGGCCUGCUUAGAGGAGGAACUUCCCCCAACAACAGAACUAGAGGAGGGACUCCGGAAUGGUGUCUACCUUGGCAAGCUUGCCAAAUUUUUUGCACCAAAAAUGGUGUCUGAGAAAAGGAUCUAUGACAGAGAUCAAUCUCGUUAUAAGAACAAAGGGCUGCACUUCAGACACACGGACAACACCGUGCAGUGGCUCAGAGCCAUGGAGUCAGUGGGUUUGCCAAAGAUAUUCUAUCCUGAAACAACAGAUGUGUAUGAUCGGAAAAACAUGCCCAAGGUGGUAUACUGCAUACAUGCACUAAGUUUAUACUUGUAUAAACUGGGCAUUGCACCGCAGAUCCAGGACCUGCUGGGAAAAGUGGCAUUCACAGAGGAAGAGAUCAGUAACAUGCGGAGUGAACUUGAGAAAUACGGCAUUCAAAUGCCAGCUUUCAGUAAGAUUGGUGGUAUUCUGGCAAAUGAGCUCUCAGUAGACGAGGCUGCCUUGCAUGCUGCAGUAAUCGCUAUCAAUGAGGCAGUUGAAAAAGGUCAGGCAUCUGUUACAAUGGGAGCCUUGAAUAACCCUAAUGCAAUGCUAAAGAACAUCCACAACGAUCUGGCCCAAAACUACCAGGACAAGCUAAGCCAGGCCAAAGCUCGUAAGGAGGAUCAAUCCUCAGGAAGGCGAUCCUCUGUUGCUACAGAAGAAAGAGAUGUUUAUGAAGAGUUCCUGACACAGCAGGAGAUCCAGAACUGCAUUGAUUUUGUCAAUAUCCAGGCGGCAGUUGUGCGGGUAAAUCAGGCCGUGUCAAACCAGAAUGAGGCUGCUCUGAUGGAUGCACUUCGGCUUGAAGCCCUGACCCUGCUGGGUGUUCAGGAGGCAAACUCCCACUGGUACUUGAAGAGUUUUAUCACCUACUGCCAGCAAAAAGCAAAGGAUGGUGGUAAAGCCAUUAUUUUGGACAAAGAAGAGAUUCAGAGCAUUGUCAACUCUUGUAAUGAUUUUGCUGAAGCAGAGAAACGAAAACUCGAGGCAGUGGCAGCGAUCAAUAGAGCCGUUCGUCUUGGCAGUGCAGUGGAUACGGUGGAGGAGCUGAUGCACCCUGAAGCCCAACUGCCACUUGUCUACCAAACUGCUGCAAAUCUCUAUCAAGCUGAGCUCUUCAGUUUACAGCUACAAGGGGGGAGGUCUGGCCUGAGCCAUGAAGAGUUGAGUGUAGCUGUGGAAAUGUUGUCAGCUGUAGCGGUGCUGAAUGAGGUGCUGGACACUAAAGACGCCCAGGCUGUGACUGAGCAACUGACCGACUCCCCUCUAGGCUUUACCAAUAUAGACCAAGACAAUCUUAACAGGUACGCUGACACACUUAUUCAGCUGCGAGCUGAGAGUCUUGCUAAAGGCCAAGAGUUCCUCAUGUGGAAUGAUGUUCAGAAGUGCAUCGACACAGUCAACAUUCAAGUUCAUGAAGAACAUGAGAGGGUUAUCGCUAUAGCUGAGAUCAAUGAGGCUCUAAACUCUGGGGAUCAUCAGCAAACACUUGCAGCUCUUCUUUUACCGACAGCGAAGCUGAUGGGGGUCAACCCAACCACAGCUAAACACUACCAUGAUGUCCUGCAAUACACAAAAAUGCUUCUCUGCCAGAGCUCUGGAGACGAGUCUACUGUAUUGUGGUUGGACCAAAUCCAAGAGGGCAUACACACAGCCAACCAGGAUGAGGUUGAAGCUCUUGCAUUGGCUGAAGCCAUAGCAGAUAUUAACGUGGCCAUGAAUGAGGGGGACUCCCAUAAUACAUUGCAAGCCUUGCAGGUUCCCAAUGCACGGCUUAAAGCGGUGCUUUCUGAAUGUGCCAACACAUACCAGGCAGAGCUGAGACAGAUGCAAGAAAGUGGUGCUACAAAAGGUAGCAUUGAUAGUGUGUGGGUAAAACAUUGUAUCAAAGACCGAUAUGACUUCUUCUAUAACCUGGAAAACAAAAAAGGCACUUGGGAGGAACCUGAAGGAUUUUCACUCAAUUGCAGCCAUCUCAGCAAAGAAGAAAUCCAGAGUGUUGUUAGCUGUGUCACUGCAGAAUACAACAGGGAACAGUUAUGGUUGGCCAAUGAAUCCUUAGUGAUCCAGCUGCAGGCUCGAAUCAGAGGUUACCUGGUGAGGAAAAAGCAAGCCCAGAGAUUGGAGUAUCUACACCAACAAGAGCCACAUGUUGUCAAAUUACAGGCUUGCUGGAAAGGUUAUAAACAGAGGAAAUUGUACAAAGACAGAAUGAACACAUUUCAAAAAAAUGUUGCUUCUGUUGUUAAGAUCCAGUCCCUUGUCAAAAUGUGGAGAGCCAAGUGUAAAUAUAAUCAAAGGAUGCAGUACUUCAAAGAUCAUGAAAAAGAUAUUGUGAAGAUUCAAGCUUUUUUAAAAGCCAGCAAAGCCAGAGAUGACUACAGAACCCUCACUGGGGCCAAAGACCCUCCUCUGUCUGUGGUCCGUAAGUUUGUCCACCUGUUGGAGCAGAGUCCCUUGGAUCUACAGGAAGAACAGGAAUUGACACAGCUUAGGGAAGAAGUUGUCACCAAGAUUCGCUCAAAUCAGCAAAUGGAGAAGGACUUGAACCUGAUGGACAUCAAGAUUGGACUGUUGGUGAAGAAUAGAAUCACCCUUCAGGAUGUUGUGUCACAUAGUAAGAAAAUGAACAAGAAAAGUAAAGAAGAUCUGGCUGAAGGAGACAAAUUGGGCAUCAAGGGCCUUACUAAAGGCAAAAGGAGGAAAUUAGAAGCCUACCAACAUCUCUUUUACCUGCUACAGACCAAUCCGUCGUAUCUGGCCAAACUGAUCUUCCAGAUGCCGCAAAACAAAUCCACUAAGUUUAUGGAUACUGUGAUCUUCACUUUGUAUAAUUACGCCUCUAACCAGAGAGAGGAAUGUCUGCUCCUUAAACUAUUCAAAACCGCUCUGGAGGAGGAAAUCAACUCAAAGGUGGACCAGAUCCAGGACAUAGUGACAGGGAACCCAACAGUCAUCAAAAUGGUGGUAAGCUUCAACAGAGGUGCACGUGGCCACAACACCCUCAGGCAGCUUCUGGCUCCUGUAGUCAAAGACAUCAUUGAGGACAAGAGUCUGGGUAUCAACACAAACCCUGUGGAUGUCUACAAAGCCUGGGUCAAUCAGCUGGAGUCAGCAACUGGGGAAGCCAGCAAGUUGCCUUAUGAAGUGACUCCUGAACAGGCCAUGUCACACGAGGAAGUGCGCAAUCGCUUGGAGGCUUCCAGUCUGGCUCUGCGCUCUGCUACAGAUAAAGUCCUCAAUUCUAUUGUCUCCUCACUGGAUAACAUCCCUUAUGGCAUGAGAUACAUAGCAAAAGUUCUGAAGAACAGUCUCCAUGAAAAGUUUCCAGAUGCCUCGGAAGAUGAGCUGUUGAAGAUUGUUGGAAACUUGCUCUACUACCGCUACAUGAACCCAGCCAUUGUGGCCCCCGAUGGCUUUGACAUCAUCGACAUGUCUGCAGGAGGACAGCUGCACUUAGAUCAACGUCGUAAUCUGGGAUCUGUGGCAAAGAUGCUCCAGCAUUCUGCUGCCAAUAAGCUUUUUGAGGGCGAGAAUGCACAUAUGAAGCCUAUGAACAACUACAUAUCACAGACAUAUGAGAAGUUUAGGGUUUUUUUCCAGACAGCUUGUGAUGUCCCUGAACCUGAGGAAAAGUUUAAUAUUGAUGAAUACUCCGACAUGGUCACCCUGAGCAAGCCCAUCAUCUACAUCUCAAUAGAGGAGAUCAUCAACACACAUUCUCUGCUUCUGGAGCAUCGGGGGGCCAUUUCUCCUGAUCACAAUGACCUGCUGCAUGAGCUGCUGCAGGACCUGGGAGAUGUCCCCGACGUAGAGGCUUUGCUCGGUGAAGGAGCAGUCGACCCAAAUGACCCAAACAGAGAAAGUACUCUGAGCCAGCUGGCAAAGACGGAGAUUUCACUCACGCUAACCAGCAAGCUUGAGCUACUAGAUGGAGAUGACAAAGAUGUGAAGACUCUCAUGACGAAGACAAAAAAACUUAUUGUGGAUGUGGUUCGGAUUCAACCUGGCGAAACUUUGCCUGAAAUCCUAGAGACCCCAGCGAGUCCCCAGCAGGAGUCGGACCACGUCAGGAUUGUUGAGCGUCGGGCGGUGCAGGAUGCUCAGACACCAGAGGGUCUGAAGAGCAGCCCAGCAGUACUGGAGGACAGUCAGUUACCUCUGGAGCAAAAGAAGAGGAAAAUCUCCAGGAACCUGCGAAACCUGGAGCAGGCCGGCAUCGUUACGGUUGCUAACAAAUACCAGGAUAUCAUCAAUGACAUAUCAAAAGACAUUCGCUACCAAAGACGCUACAGGCAGAGGAGGAAGGCAGAACUUGUGAAACUCCAGCAAACACUGACUGCGCUGAACUCAAAAGCUGCUUUUUACCAGGAACAGAGGAAUUACUAUGAUACCUACAUCAAGACCUGCCUGGAUAACCUCAACAGAAAAAAUUCACGCAGAUCAAUAAAACUAGAUGGCAAAGCUGAGGAAAAGGGCAGCAAAAAGUGGAAGCCUCAGUCUCUGAAGUACACUGCAGCACGGCUGCACGAGAAGGGUGUCAUCCUGGAGAUAGAGGGACUUCAGACAAACCAGUUAAAAAAUGUCUUGUUUGACAUCUCACCAACUGAGGAAGUUGGUGAUUUUGAGGUGAAGGCCAAGUUCAUGGGUGUAGAGAUGGAAAAAGUCCAGCUUCAUUUCCAGGACCUCCUGCAGCUUCAGUAUGAUGGCGUGGCUGUCAUGAAGAUGUUUGACAGAGCCAAAGUGAACGUUAAUUUACUAAUUUUUCUGCUAAACAAGAAAUUCUACGGAAAAUGAGGGAGAAAGGUGAAUUUAGUAGAAAAUAAAGAUUGUGCCUUCUGACCAUGCCAUUUGUGAUGUAAAAUAAUUUGGGAGGAACUGGUUGGAUGGUGCAACAGUGUUUGUCUUUGUGUUGGUAUAAUUUUUAUGAACCACAUCACACCAUAAUGAAAUGCUAGCUCUUUUAUUAUGUUUCAAUUAAAUGAAUUUGUUCAGUUUUGUCACUUGGUGAUUGCAAAAGAAAUGUUUUUUCACAAAGAAAUUGGUACUCUUGAUUUGGUUAAAGGACCAUACUGGCCAGUUUGACAUUUAGGCCCAGUAUGUACAGUUGGCAUUCCCAUUGCUGCUAAGCAGUUUAAAAAAUGAACUUUGUAAACAGUAAAGUUAUAAACAUUUUGUCCUGUUUUCAUUAUAGUACACUAUUAAAAUGAACAUGUUGAUGCUCAAAAUAUGCAUCACCAAGAAAUCCUGUUCAGCUUGCUUACUUUGCAGUUGCCACAAAAGCUUAAAAGAAAAAAAAAGUGCAACUUGGUGGAGGGGACAGGGGACUUCAUAGUUUGUAAUGGAUUGUAUAUCCCAAUAUAUUUGGUAUCACAAACUUGAUUUUAACAGUACUGGAAUGAAUGAAUGAAUUUCAAGCAAUACAAAUCUGAAAGUUUUGUUUUUUUUUAAUUCAUCAUUGUAGUUGUAUAUUUCAGAGAUGUUUCCAGUAAAUUAAUCUUUAUUUUAAUUAUGUAUUUUUGUCUCAAACAUCAAAAGGUAUGCAUACUGUUCUGCGAAACAGGAAUCACAUGUUGCAUUUCGUGCCAGAGGAAAAUAAAGCUUUAAAGGUAGUCUAUAUCUCUGAUAUGAAGACAUAAGGAUUUAAGGUUGACUUUCAUGGCAGCCUCUUUGAAAUGACAAUGUCUGUGCCUUUUAGUAAUUGUUCAAAUGAAUGUUUCAAUUACUAAAAUUUUAAAUUCAGUAAGGGAUGUACUUUAAUAUGUAUUAUCCAUAUAUAGAUAAUUUGUAUUGUUUGAAUGAGGUGUAUGAUAAAUAUUUCCAUAAAUAAAAUUGCUCUUCAAUCAU